AUGGCGUCUCGGGAGGGAGGAGCAGGUGCGGCGGGCCGGCCGGCGCUGCGAGUCGGCCGGACGCGGGAGUACCGGACGGGCAUGGAGACGGAGCUGCUGUCCAUCGACGCCGGCGCGUCGCGCGGCCCGGCGGUGAGCCUCUUCGUGCUGUGCGGCGACCGCUUCGAGGCCGCGCACCUGUUCCGGUCGGGGAGCCUGUCGCUGCACAUGGCCCGCGUGGAGGGCCUCCCGGUGUCCAUGGCCACCUGCACCGUCGGCGACCACCAGUGGAUGCUGGCGCGCGACGCCCUCGUGGCGCGGAUCGACGCGCGCGCCUUCGUCUUCGAGCUCCCAGGCUUCUUCUACGCCGUCGUCGUGCCGCCUGACGCCGCGGGUGGCGCGGCGGAGCGGAAGUGCGCCACGAUGGCGGACAUCUUCUCACGGUUCUGCGCGUACCACGACCUUGCCGCCGCCGAUGGUGGAGACGAACUUGCUGGUGAGCUGAACACGAACCCAUGGGUCCGUGCCCACGCCAGGAUACAGCGCCUCAAGAGGCACACCUCGCCCGCCGGACAGGCCGCCGCCGACGCGCCGUCCGACCGCGCCAGGCAGAUGGAGCGCGCCGUCCGCACGUCAGCGGUCGUCAAGCUGCUUACCCGAUCCCUGCUAGCUGGCGUGCUCCAGCCCGGCCGGCACCUGAUCAUCAGCACCGGCUUCGGCGCCGCCAAUGCCGGCGCCAGCUCGCGGCCCUCCACGGCAGCGCUGCCAAGCAAAUCGGUCGUGUCAGACCUCCUCGACGCCAUCGAGACGAACCGGGCCGCGCCGCUUCGCGACGCCCGCCGUGGAUCCGGUGGCAGCGGUGGACUCGGGUGGUGGAACCUCAACGUGGAGGGCAUAAUGCUGCUGCUCAGGGUCGUCCAGGUGGUCCGGGGAAGGAAGCAUCUAGCGGAGCCGGCGGCAGGGGAAAAGAGGCCACGGGACGAGGGACCUGGUCGCGACACCAUGAGAGGCGGCGUUAUGGGAGGUGGCGGCGCGGCACGGCGGUGGUGCGGCGGGAGGCCGAGGAAGAUUGGGAAUACCGUUGGCGCCUGCGGGAGCUCUCGAGUCUUCAGCGCCCAGGGAGUAUAG
This is a messenger RNA of Miscanthus lutarioriparius, 1107 nucleotides long. NCBI's taxonomy places the organism in Eukaryota, Viridiplantae, Streptophyta, Magnoliopsida, Poales, Poaceae. The record is from the annotation of a GenBank genome assembly.